Pecten maximus is the source of this 3083-nucleotide messenger RNA. RefSeq names its product coiled-coil domain-containing protein 93-like. The transcript has 22 exons. NCBI's taxonomy places the organism in Eukaryota, Metazoa, Mollusca, Bivalvia, Pectinida, Pectinidae. Gene Ontology annotation, biological process: Golgi to plasma membrane transport. The coding region runs from base 38 to 1933 and encodes 631 amino acids. The record is from RefSeq and is a predicted model, not a curated record.
GUCAUGUGACUUUUUUUCUCACUACCAAAGGAUCAAAAUGGCGACCACUGGUGGGAGUGUUUUUGCAAGAGCUAGGUCUGGAUCCUCUAAAUUACAAACACAGUAUGAUGCUGACGGAAAUGAGAUAGAGUUUGAUGUGCGAGAAGAUGAGGAGCAGAAUGUCAAACUAGGUCAAAUUAUUGAUCUGUUAUUGGCUGCUGGGUAUUUCCGUGCAAGGAUCAAAGGGUUGUCUCCCUUUGAUAAGGUUGUUGGUGGCAUGACAUGGUGUAUCACAACAUGUAGUAUCGACAUAGACAUUGACCUACUUUUUCAGGAGAACUCUACCAUUGGUCAAAAAAUAGAACUGACAGAGAAGAUUGUUGCCGUCUUACCGAAAAUGAGGUGUCCUCAUCGUAUUGAACCUCAUCAGAUCCAAGGUCUCGACUUUAUCCAUAUCUACCCAGUUGUACAGUGGCUGGUGAAAAAAGCUAUUGAGACUCGGGAAGAAAUGGGAGAUUACAUACGAUCUUUUUCAGUAUCACAGUUCAACAAAAACCACAAAACACCAGAGGAUGUAGUUUUUGAUGCAAACAAGGACAAAGCUACUACAACUGUUGCUGGUGUCAAGGAUGUAUACAAGCCACAGCGACGGUACAGACGACAGGAUGCUGACAAACUACGAGAUGAAGAGUCCCGAGUUCAUUCCACUUUACUGGAGUAUGGGAGGCGAUAUGGGAUUAGCAAAUCGGACCAUGCUGAACAGGAAGGUGACAAGUCUUCUAAGAAAGCUGCUGCUGCCGCCGGCAUUGCUGGGCAACAGGCAGAGCCAUCUGAGGAAGAACUGCAAGAACAGGAGGAGAAACGAAUUCAGAUGCUCAUGUCAGGGAUGUCUGCUAUGGGAGUACAGGAGGGCAAAUUGACUGCGAGUGCGGUUGGUUCCAUCGUUGGCAUGCAGUCGGCAGAAAUUCAGCAGAUCGCAUCCGAGUAUGCAGAAAAACAAGCAGAGAUAGAACAAAUCGAGAAGACGGAGAGAGUGGGCGGGGCACAACAACACAAACGGAUCACUGGUGCUCUUACGAAACAGAUCCAACAACAGAAAACACGCAUGGAUGAGGUGAUGACUAAACAUGCUGAGCUACACAAAGUAUAUCUGGAGACACAGGAGAAACUAAAACAGGCUCAAUCCCGAAGUGAAAAGAUUGAUUCAGAAAUGGAGAAACUCAAUGCCACAGAAACAGAAGAAAACCAGAGUAUUCUACAGAGACUGAGGGCACUGGUAGCCAUGAACGAAAACCUGAAGAAACAGGAGCAGGAUUUCAAGGCUCAUUGUAAAGAAGAGAUGACUCGCCUGAAAGGACAGAUUGAGGAGUUGAGGGACCAGAGCUCUGAGGAUGAUAGCGGAGAUAAGGAGAGAGCCAGCCUGAUAGACAAGCAGUAUACUGCCGAUAAGGAAAAACUACACAAGAUUAGGCUUCUACUCGCAAGAAAGACUCGAGAGAUUGCUGUACUUCAGAGAAAGAUCGAUGAGGUCCCCUCUCGGGCAGAAAUGAGCCAGUAUCAGAGACGAUUUGUUGAGCUUUAUCACCAAAUUUCCUCUACCCACAAAGAGACAAAACAAUUUUACACCCUGUACAAUACAUUGGAUGAUACAAAGCUCUACCUAAACAAGGAGGUGAAUUUACUGAAUUCGAUUCAUGAUAGUUUCGCACAGGCCAUGGCGUCUCCUGGAGCAAAGGAACAAUUUUUGAAACAAUUUGAACAGAUUGUGGAUGGUGUGAAGGCAAACAAAUCAAAGGUAGAGAAACGUAAACAGGAGGAGAAAAUGAAAAGGGACAGACUGAAUGAUGAUUACCUUGAUCUUAUAGAAAAGCAACGUCUGUAUUUCCAAACCGUCAAAGACUUCAAAGAGGAAUGUCGGAGGAAUGAAAUGUUGUUGGCGAGACAAAGAAAGUGACAGAACAGAAUUCUUCUCUGGAUCAGCUGCUGUGUUUACAGUGAUACAGCUUGAAAAUUACGUGUAUUACAACAGUAUAUUUAUAUUUCUACAGACUUAUAUGGUGAUUAACUGCCAAAACAAUUAAGAAAUAAACAUAAAAACAAUAUAGUUAACGUGUUGUUAAUUUUUAUUAUGAUUAUGAGCAGUAUAUCUGUAUAAAACAAAUGCUAUAUAAACUGUGUCCGUUUUUUCACUCUUACACCGAAUAUUAUCUUGGAUAUAUAGAAAUGUAGGCUGAUGCUCUGUUUGAUAUGAAAGCACAAAGGUAAAGACUAUAUCAGCAAUUCUGACUUGGCAAAAAAAUAGGAAAAUGUUAAGUCAAAGGGUGUACGAUAUUCAUAUGUAACCGGGUUGGACAUAUAUCGUCUAUAUAUGAUACAGUUUUUUUCGCUUAGUAAGUGUUAAUAUACUUAGACGGUAAAUGGUAUAGUUUAGUUAUAGUAUAGUUUGGUCCUUUAUCGCCUGCUACGUCAACAGCCUUGUGGUUUUUGUUGACAUCUUGCUACACGCCUUCCAAGUGUGCAAGUGCAGGCCAUUUCGAGUUCAUAUUAAUGCAUUCGAAGUUUCUUUUAACUUUGUAUAUGGUAUAAUUUAACACAUCAACCUUUAUUACGUAUUAUGACAAACCUUAGUACCUGCUGUUGGCAUGUAAUUUGUUAAGUUGUUUGUAAAUUUCAACAAAACAUACGAAAAUUGCAUGUUUAAAUGGGACAUGAUUAGCUCAUUCUAUCGCAUAUAUUACACAAUAGGACAUUUCUUUGACCAGAUUUGACUUUAUUAUAUAUACAAACACUGAUUAUUAUAUUUUGAUAUUGAAAUACAAAUGGCGGUUGUAAAUAAUAUCACACAAAUAUGGCAUACGAGGAGGUAUUUCAACCAUAAAAAUGCUCUUAAUACAACUUAUGAAUGACUUGACAUGAUUAGAACACUAGUACUGCUUUAAGGAAAAAACGUUCAGUCGUUGAGUUUGGGAUAAAAGAUGCAUAGUACUGAUAAAGGCUCCAAACACAUCAGUUUAACAAUUUGUCUUAAAUAGGAAAUGUUUCCUUUAUGCCAUAUUUUUGUAAUAUUAUUCACAGCCGCCAUUAGCAUUUCAAGAUAAAAAAAA